CGGCCUCGCUCGCUGGCUGGCUGCCCCCUCGCGGCGGCGCGUUAUCAGUUCCGGUUCCGCCACGGGUUGUCACGGGUUACCGGCUCUGAGCUUCUCGAUCCCGGUCUGGAUUCCAGGGGGAGAGAUGCUGGAGCGGCGUGAGUGACCGACUGGGUUCAUGAACUAGAGUUCUAACUAUAGGUGAUUUGCCAAAGGAAAAUAUUGCUCAACUGUUAGAACACCAUGCUGGAAGAGGAUAUUGAAGUAGCUAUCAAGGUGGUAGUUGUUGGCAAUGGAGCUGUUGGUAAAUCGAGCAUGAUUCAGCGGUACUGCAAGGGUAUUUUCACCAAGGACUACAAGAAAACUAUUGGAGUGGAUUUCUUGGAAAGACAAAUUCAAGUUAAUGAUGAAGACGUCAGAUUAAUGUUGUGGGAUACAGCAGGGCAAGAGGAGUUUGAUGCUAUUACAAAAGCCUACUAUAGAGGUGCUCAGGCGUGUGUGCUGGUGUUUUCCACAACAGACAGAGAUUCCUAUGAGGCUAUACCAAGCUGGAAAGAGAAGGUUGAAGCUGAAGUCGGAGACAUCCCUACAGUCCUGGUACAGAACAAAAUAGACCUCCUGGACGAAACUGUACUUAAAAACGAAGAAGCAGAAGCCCUAGCUAAAAAGCUGAAGCUUCGGUUUUAUCGAGCUUCUGUGAAGGAGGAUCUCAAUGUCAAUGAAGUUUUCAAGUAUCUGGCUGAGAAGUAUCUUCAGCGACUCAAACAGCAUACUACUGAAGAACAGGAACAAGUACAUGUGACAAGCAAUCGCAUAGGAGUAUUUAAUACAGCUGGCGGCAGUCACUCUGGCCAGAAUUCCAACAUGAUAAAUGGUGGAGCAGUUAUCAGCCUUCGGCCAAACAAGCAGAGGACCAAGAAGAGCAGAGGCCUUGGAGCCCGCUGUGGAAAACUCUAGCGGUCUCAUAAUAUGUGCUGUCUGUGCAACUGUUGCGAUCAGUAAGGGUUUUUAAUUUGGACAUUCUGACACUUCAGAGGUAGAGUAUAAUUACAGACACUCUAGUACUUGGCUGUCAACAACUAAGAUAGUACAGAGGCUUUGAAAAGCAAAUCAUUCGGCCCAAAAUUGGUUGAAGGUUGUGAUAGUUUAAAAGUGGAACGAUGCCUGUCUGUAAAUGGGACAUGUGACCACUGACUUGUCUGAUUUACUGUCGCUAUGUAUGGAUCAGAUUGAAGAUGUUAGGUUUGUUUACAAGUUAUUCACGUUUUAUUCCGAAAAUCAAUGUGCUCAAGUUGUGCAGCAUUUCUGCAUCCAGCCAGAUCUACCGUAUUAUCUAAAAGGAAAGCAAUCAUGAAUGCAGUAUGAUUUAAUCUGUGAAAGCACUUCCUUCAAGUGAGAAAGUAGCCCAGUUACCAGGACCAAGAAUCACCAGAUCAAGCUUAAAAUACUUAAGAGAAUUUGCUAUCACCCUUUUUUUAAGAAAAGCAUUUUAUUGAAUUAUGAAAUUCUAUUGUCAUUUGAACAGAUAUAACAAAAACAUUGCCAUUUGUGCUUUACAUUUGUGGUUAUUAAUUAAUGGGACUAACUUCAGUGACCUGUGCAAUAUUUCAGUGUUGGAUGCAGCUGAAGUAAGAUAUUUUUUCACUAGGAGUAGUGGGUUUUUUGGAUGGUUUGAUUUGAUUGUACUGUUUAGAUAUGUUUUAAACAAUUGGCAUUUGGUAUUUCAAUGUUUGUAAUCAUACAAUCGCUGUUUGUAUACUAGAGACAUUUUUUUACGGAACAUUUGUCAUCAUGCCUGUUGACUGCUUGCAUGUAAGUUUUUAAGUAAUUAUCUUCACAGGCCUUAUUAUUCAGACUGACAUUUGCAUGAGUGCCAAAUCAGUACUACAACUAUUGCCUUUGUCUUUCCUUGUUUCUGACAAGAAUAUAAGGCACCCCUACUAGGAUUCUGAAAUGAAAAGGUAAGUAGAGCCUACUGCAAGAGGCACUGUCUGGAGUUGCUUUACCUGACCACACUACUUUUAUGCCAUACUACGUGUCUAGAGAUCACAAUUUCCUGACUGCAUGAUUUUUAUUUUUAUUUUAUGUGGAUAUAAACUCCCUGCCUGAGCUUUCUAUUGUACUCCUUUACAACUGCUCACCUCUAGCAAGUAACAGCACUCAGUUGUUGAAUUAAAGAGUAUAGAAUUGGUGAGCAGGAGGUGAUGAACUGGCCCAUCAAGCCUGCCUCCCUCUCAUGAUGGACAGGUUUCUUGAUUGAACACUAUUUUUCUCACACCUCUCCUCUCAGACAUCCAAUCACCUGGACAGAUAUUCCUGAAAACAUAUUCUUGGGAAAUUCCUCUUCACCUUCCUCAAGCAAUCAAAACUGGACUGGAUAAUGAGGUGGACCAAUUGUUUCAUAUUUUUAAAAUCUGGUUAUUUAAGGCACUGCCAGGAAAGACACUUUGAAUAAAACAUCUUCCUCAGAGGUGAUGUCAGGGGAAUGAGAUUGACUGACUGUGCUGCUCACUUUGUGGCACAACAGAGGUAUUUCACAAUGUGUUUCUCUUUUGCUUCUAGCCAGGAAUGUUCUUUGUUAAUAUAGCUGAAAUGAAAAACACCAAUGAAUUAUUCUGCUAUUCACACAGUACUGACAGGUUAAGCAUUUACAUUAAAGUAAGUCAAACUAAAAUAUAAUCUUAGAUUUCUCUACGCACAGACCGACUGGUCAUCCGUGCUUUUCUAUUGCUGUUUACAAUAAGUAGCAUUUUCACUUUUAAAAUGGGUAGAAUUUUUUGAGAUUUGCAGUAUACUAACACUCACCAAAGGAAUGUGCAUUGGUUGUCCCUUAGGAUCAAAUGGUUAAUUAUGAAAUACUUAGCUGCCAUUUUCUUCUAAAGAAUUUUACGACAAGAAGCAGACCAGUUAGGCCAACCGAUUCUUGCUAGUGUUCAUGUUACAAACAACCAACAACACUCCCAAGAAGUACCAUUCACUACUGAAUUUAGGUUUUCUAAUAGAUUUUUAUGAUCAAAAAGGUAUUUUGUGUGCAUGUAUGUAUAACAUUGUCAGCUGAGGUUUAAUACAGGUUGUUUUAAAGCCAGUCUUAUGCAGUGUUCCAGAGUGUGGCGUUUUUGUAGUUUUGAACUUCUUAGCUGUGCUUCUGGUUUAUGAGUCAUGUGUGUACAGUUGUUCAAGGACCAAUAACACAUGCAAAUGAGGAGAAGGGGCAAAGUGCAAAUGCUGGGCAUAUGAAAUGAAGUACACACCAAGUUGUUAAAUGUUGGCCCUGCCAUUGAGCUGUGACUGAAUAAUAUUUACAUUUUGUAAAAGUUGUUGCUUGCAAGUGGAAGGUUGAGAUUCGGUCCAUUUUGGAUGAAGAAUCCAAUCUGUGAGGUUUAGACAGAUCUUUCUUUGUGUCGAUACCCCCUACUGUUUCCAAGAUUUUUUUUGUUUGAUUUUGAAGGCUAGUUCUUCUCAAUAUACAUUCCCUGAUGUAUAUGUCCUUGCAGGAAAAAUCUAAGAACACAGCCUGAGUUUGUCCAUGAUCGUCCAACAACAGGCACCAUGCUCGGAAGAGUACAUAAGGCAUAUUAGCCCUUGUUUCUGUUGUCGUGCUAAAAUAUUUUGUAUGAUUUUGUUUACUUUACUGUUACAUAUCAUUAAUUGAUGUAAUUUUAUUGGUGCCACAGCUGUGCCUUCCAGUUAAUCAUAUAAUAUAGCAUUAGAGGCCAUUCAGCCUAUUGUGCCUCUGCUAGCUCUUUCAAUGAGUUACUUGUUAAUUCCGGUCACCUAUGAACAUUUCCCUUGAUCUGUGCCCCUUUUCAAAUUGCAUGAUGCAAAACACUGCUGGCACAGUGCCUAGCCACUACUGGUCCACUCAUCUAAACCCAAAUGCACAUUGGUCAAUGUUGGGUGAAAGCACUGUCUGAUAGGAGAUCUGAGCGUUUUGACUAAUCAGUCUGAUUGCAGUGAUACACAGAGAUUGAAUUUUGGAGCAUGUAAAGAAUGGGUGAAUCCUAACCAGUUGCCUAAUUCUGAUCACUAUGCAAGAGUUGUACGCUUGUGAUAACACAAUGUCUCAGCCUUACGAACCACCUUUACCCCCAACUGUGUGGGGAAAAGGGAUUUGAUGUUAGGAUAUGUGGAAUGUGUUGCAAUUGGGCAAGGAUAAAACCCUUGUAAACAACUUAUUUGUAUUUGAUCCCAGAGAUUUUUUAUUUCCUUUUAACUUUAACCUGAUUAAUUUCCAGGCACCUGUUUUUUGUAUGUUCAUUAACAUAUUCUCAUCACUGCACUCUAAAUCAUUUCUCAAGUGCCUCAUUUUUUUUCAGCUGAGCCCUUCAUCCCAUCAACUUUGGUCUUAAAAAUCCUAUGAAGACUAGAUAUUCACUCGGACAAAAUCCCAGGAGUAGUUUACCACUAGGGCCAGUUGCCGGUCAGCUUGAAAGGUGAAAUAUAUAUAAGAUAUUGUGUGUUCUGUUGCCAGCUUCUAUUCUCAGUAGCUGGAAAUGGUUGUUUGAGUUUCAGUGUACAAUUAUUAUAAUAUAGGCCAGGUGUCAACAGUCAGAGAUGUUGUAUACAUCUGGCACUUAUUCUAUUAUUAGUCCUUUUUUAUAGGUUUUUUGUGAUGCAUUACUUAUUCCUUUAGAUCGCAUGUCAGCUCUGGCUCAGUGGGUAGCACCCCCUUUUCUGAAACACAAAACUCCAUGUUCAAGUUGUUCUCAAUGUGUUAGCCCACAAAUAAAGGCUGAGAGUCUAGUAUAGUGCUGAAGAGCACUGCACUGUCAGAUGCCAUCUUUCAGCUGAGAUCUUCAACCAAAAUACCAAUGGCUGCUUGGAUGGAUUACUACGGUACUACGGAAGAGCAGCGGAGUUGUCUCUGUUCUGACCAACAUUCAGCAUCCUAAAAUGUAGCUUUUUUGUCUCUGUUCUUUCUAGCUCUUGCAGCAUUUUACAAUGUGCAUUUCAUAUUCCACUUUAACAUUCUUGCUGCUGCUCCCACCCCACAGGAAUACAUUGAACCAAUUAAAAUUAAUAUGAAGAGAUUGUUUCACAAGCAGAAAGGUGAAGGUAUUAAAGACGUGCUGACCUCUAGUUCUGAGUGUCGUUACCUUCUUUCAUCUCUCUUUUUUCUCACACUCACUCACUCUCUCUUCCUCCUCCUCCUCAACCUCUCCCCUGCCCCCAAUUACCCCACAUGAAUUUGGUUUAGAAUGAUUCAUUCAGCCCAUCAUGAAAAACUAUUUAAUUGGUCCCAAUCCAUAAUCUCCUAUUAGUUCUGCAAUAUUUUUGAGCAUUUAUGUAACUUCCAUUUGAGUUAUUGAAUCAUCUUCCUCUGCACUUUGACAUUUCCAGGUUAUCAUUAAUAUUCAAACUAAAAUCUCUCACCCGUGGUCUUCUAUCAAAGAGUUUAGAUCUACCUCCUCUGGUUACUAACACUGUUUCCCUUGAAGACCUUUUUAAAAAUUCAUUCAUGGGAUGUGGGUGUUGCUAGCUGGACCAGCAUUUAUUGCCUAUCCCUACUUGCCCUUAGAUAGUGGUGAGCUGCAUCCUUGAACUGUUGCAGUUUGUGUACUGUGGGUAGAUUCACAAUACUGUCAGAAAAGGGUAUUCCAGGAUUCUGACCCAGCGAUACAUUUCCAAGUCUGGAUGCUGAGUGGCUUGGUGGGGAAUUUGCAGACGGUGAUGUUCUCAUGUAUAUGCUGUAUUUGUCCUUCCAGGUGGUGGUGGUCAGGGGUGUGGAAGGUACUGUCUAAGAAUCUUUGAUAAAUUUUAGCAAUACAUCGUAUAAAUGAUACACAUUGCCACUAAACAUAGGUAGUGGAUGUUUGUGGAUCUGAUACCACUCAAGUGAGUUGCUUUGUCCUACAUGGUUUCAGGUUUCUGGAUUGUUGUUGCAGGUGCACUAUCCAGGCAACGCUACUAACAAACUCCUGACUUGCCUCGUAGAUGGUUGCACAAGUUUUUAUUUUCUCUUUGGUUGUCUCAUCAAUACCUUCAAAGAUAUUAUAUUCUUUAUUAUGUCUUCCCUUAGCUUGUUCUGCUAUAUGAAAUAAUGGGGGGAAGGGGACACUGACUUUUAGUUCAUUGCAGAACGUAAAAAACAAGUUACCUGGUCUUUGGUAUUUAUGUUCCAUGUUAAUUUUCUCUCACCCUCUCAAUAUACCUUUCUAUUCCUUUCUCUUCUGUUUAUCCAGGUGAUGAUGUUCCUCCUGAAUUUUUUAUUGCAUUUGUCAGUGACAGAUUUGUAAGCCUGUGUUUUGGUCUCUUUCCCCCUCCACUCCAACUCCCUACUAGUGGAGACAUCUACGUGAUUAAAAUCAUUUCCCAAUCUCAGACCUCUAUUGUGUCUCCCUCAGUAAAAGGCAAACAGAGAAACGUUCUUUGAAAUGUAAAGAAUUUGCUGACCUAUUUACUUAGUGAGCUGAUCAGAAUUCCAAGGGAAAAUAAUGACCAAGGUCCAAUGUUGGCACCUAUUUGGAAAGAACAGUUAAAAGGAUUAGAAGUGGAAAAAUUAUAGCUAAUUGGCCUCUCUCCAAUUUCUCUUCAUUAAUACUGCUAAAGUUGAGAUCACUGAGCUGUGCAUAGUGUAGCCCAUUCUGACAUGUUGCCCCUCAUAUACCCUGUAUGAGAGUUGCUGUUUUCCUUGUUGAGUUACUAUGGAGACACUUGAGCUCUUAACGGGGGACUCCAGACAGAAGUUGUACACCACUCCAAAAUCUGCUUCACUAGAUAAUGCCAUGCAAUGAUUUUAUGCUAUCCGCAAGGAACAUCUCUUGAAAUUUGCUCUUGAACAUGUUGAUUUUUGUAGUGAUUUCAAUUAAUGGCCAAUAGCAUCAUUUUGUAAUUUCCAGCAUGCAAAUUGGAAACAUGAUAUUCCUGAUUUUACUUUUGCUAAAAACAUCAAAAUUGCAUUUAAUUCUGUUUUAAAAUACUGCUUUCAUGCAGAAUAUUUUGCAAAAUUGGGGAAAGUUGAAUAAAUAUAUAUACAAUCCCAAUAAAUGAAUGAAUGAAACAGAAUUGCUGCUAUAUAGGUCUUGCUAACUAACUCAAUUCUAUAAGCACUGUGUAUUGCCUUGAUAUAAAGUUUUUUGAAGGUAUGAACAUUCUCAGUUGUUUUGUUCUAGUUUAGGAUCAAGUCCAAUUCUGCUUUUGCAAGGGGAAGCUGUGAUGUGGUUUUCAUAAUUAGUUGCUGUAUUGGCAAUGGAGACAAUUCACUUUGGCAAUGUGAUUUAUGCUGAUGUGAUCACUCAGACAUGUAUGGAAUGACUUUAUCCACUUCCUCUGAAAGGCAUAUUGAUAUCCCCUAAUAUAUCAGUCAUUGCAAAUUGGUUAUUGGGCUUAUACUUCCAGGUGUGUAAUCUAUUAGUUUUGUUGUAUGGUGAUUUAUUUAUGGUGUGUGUUAUUCUUUCACUCUGACUGCUGAUAUGCAUGUAAAAGCCUGUUAUAUAGUGCCACACUAAAAUUAAUCACAGUACAAUUUUAGCAGUUUUUUAAUUAUAUCUGCAUAACAACAUUAAUAAAAAGAAACUCUAAUUAAAUUUGAUGACUUUUG
Messenger RNA from Chiloscyllium plagiosum (whitespotted bambooshark), 7519 nucleotides. RefSeq names its product RAB23, member RAS oncogene family (gene rab23). The record is from RefSeq and is a predicted model, not a curated record. Gene Ontology annotation, molecular function: GTP binding; GTPase activity. NCBI's taxonomy places the organism in Eukaryota, Metazoa, Chordata, Chondrichthyes, Orectolobiformes, Hemiscylliidae.